AUGGACGAAUCGUACGACGUUUUUGACGACGACAUGUCCGAUCUGAGUUCUUCCGGCCUGGAAGAUAGCGAGCAGUCCGAUUACGAAGAGAAUAAUGCCACAAGACAUGCGCAACUUUCAUUUAAAAAAGACGAUAGAGUUCUUUGUUAUCAUGGACCCAUGCUAUACGAUGCAACAAUAACUGAUAUUCGUGCGAUAUCCGAUGAUUCUGAUGGAGAUGGGCCGCAAUACAAGGUCCAUUAUACAGGGUGGAAUUCCAAAUGGGACGAAUGGGUUAGCGAAGGAAGGCUUCUCAGAUUAAACAAAGAUAACAAGGCCGUGCAACAGAAGCUAAAGAUUGAACUGAUGGCAAAGGAAAACAUUAAUGCUGAAUUGCUAGAUGAGUCCUCGUCCGAAAUCUACGAGUCAGAGUAUGAAGACGAUGAGGGCGAGGAUUACUACGAUGAUGAUUAUCCCGACGAAGAGUGGAGGUUACUAUUAGAAACCUCGAGUCAUACAAAGACAAAACUCCUUGAUGAUUGGGAAUAUAUUACCCUUCGGUUUCAGUUGAUAAAAAUGCCAAGAUUGCCGACGGUAGACAAUAUCCUGGCCGAUUAUCUCGAGUACAGACUGGACAUGGAAGAAGAGGAAAUUAAGAACGGUCGUAAGGAAAUGACCGAUGCAUCGAUAAUAGAUGAAUCUGCAAACUCGGCAGUAAAGCAUGAAGUUCCUGAUCAGAACGUAAUGAUGUCUGUUGACUCUGACUUGAACAACGACAAGGACGAUACGACGGCAGUUAAAACGAUCACAAUCGAAGAAUUAUGGGAACAGCGAAUAUCCGAAUUACGGAGUCUUUUCAACGUAGCUUUGGGCAGACAGCUACUAUAUCGAUUUGAGAGAUAUCAGUUUGCUAUGCUUUGUGAAAAUCAUCCUGACAGUGAAUUCUCUUCGCUGUACGGCGCCGAGCAUUUAUUGAGAUUAUUAGUAAUGUUUCCAUCAUUAAUCGAGCGAUCGGGAAUGAGUGAAGAACAGGACGACUUGACGAGAGAUUUUAUAUCGGAUCUUGUGACAUUCAUCGAAAACAAUAACGACAAGUAUCUAUCCACUCAGUAUGAGAACGCAACUCCAGAGUAUAUUCGAUUCACUUGGGAAUACUAG
This is a messenger RNA of Paraglomus brasilianum, 1137 nucleotides long. The record is from the annotation of a GenBank genome assembly. NCBI's taxonomy places the organism in Eukaryota, Fungi, Glomeromycota, Glomeromycetes, Paraglomerales, Paraglomeraceae.